GUCGCGUACCCUGAACAAGAAGGAGUUCUGUGUGGAUACUCUCUGCCUCCGUUCCAUGCUCAUCGUUGCAAACCUUCCGAAUCGAUCUCGUCGUUCCCUUCCCACGUUCUCGUGUUUCUCCGACGAGUGAACAAGUUCUGGUGACCGGGUGGAGUGCAUCGAGUGGCUCCCGUGGAACUAUUGUGCAACGCGUGCGAUAUCGUGGACUUGAAUAUCUGCUCCCAGUUUCGCGAGCGUUUUUUUCGCAUCGAGGCGUAGUUUCUUCGUGCAUCGUGGUUCGCUCGAUCCUCAGGUUCCGCGAUCGGAAGCUAAACAGGUGUUCGAGACCUGAUCGAAAAGCGACGCCGCACGGAGGAUGGUGCGGGGACGCGCGAGUGAAUCGUAGUGCGGCUACGCGAUGCGUCCUCGUGGCACGCGGCGGCGUCGGUGACUCGAGCACUCUUCAUUGCCCACGGAUGGCCAAGUAUCUCAUCCAGAUAAAAAGUAUCGAACAAAAGAUAGUGUUUCUACACGAAUCGAUCCUCUGAUACGUUAUUCGUCCAUCAGAAAUUAUAAUCGCAUCAUGAUUCACGUGGAACGAGUAACUGUGAAAUCGACUAGAAGUUGCUCGGAAUAAAGUGUUUUUAUUUAUCUAGCAUUCGAUUGAAUGGUUACUCGACUUGGUUGUUUUCGGAAACGUGCGUUGCUCUAGUCCGAUGACUCUGGUCGCGUGAUACUCCCGGUGCCCCAGAAAACUGGCCAGUGCGCGUGUUGACGGUCGAGGCCCUCUGUUCUUCUCGUUCGUUGAUCCUCCUGGUUCCUGAUAUGCUCCGUGAAGUUGGUCGUACGUGACGCGAGGUGUUUUCUCUCUCUCUCUCUCUCUCUCUCUCUCUCUCUCUCUCUCUCUCUCUCGAGUGUAUUAUUCGCACAAAGCUUCUCCGCAGCCGAUAGCGCGCGGUGGCUCCACGCGUGUGCAGAUUAUUGUCAGUUUCGACAGACGAUGAGAGCGAUAAGUCCGUAUCGACUCGCGAUCGUCAGCCAGAUUUGAUAGCGAAGGCGACAUCAUCGGGGUAGGCGACACGUUGCCGCAGCCGGGUACUCGUUGCCGCGAAAUGCAGUCGAACACAAUACUGCGCGACAUCGCCACCACGGAGAAGCUGAUGGGAAAUAACAACAAUCUGAACAACAACGGCUCUCCUGGCGCGGACAUAAUGUUCCAGAUGGAGGAUGACGGGCUCACGCAGCUGGGUAGCGUCUUUCAAUCGGCCUAUCAGUCGAUCGUCGGCGGUAGCGCACAGUACGGCUCGGAUGAAUUUGGCCAGGACUCUCCGAGAUACACCUCCCCAAAGGCUGCGGCGCUCUACGCAGACCCUUACUAUAUCGAUGGAAAUGCUGCAGGAACGGGUCCUGGUGACCCAUGGACGGGUGGCGGUGGCGGCGUUCAGCCCCCGUACAGCGGAUACGCACCUCCUCACCUGGCCCAGCCAGCCUACCCCAUGCACCUACCCCACGACCCCAUGGCGUACUCAGCCAUGUCGCCGAACGGAGAACCGGCAGCGCCGAUUCUGGGCUCGGCGGUCACCAGUGCGGCCUCAUUGCCACCAAUGUCCACAUUCCGAGGUAGCGUCGCAGUCGCGGCGAACAGCGGUACCGGUGCACCAUCCCCGGCGUCGUUGCAAUAUAGUCAUAGUCCGGGCGCACCGACGACCGCACCAUCCGCACCCAAUUCUGCGCCCACGACGAACCAGCAACCCACCACGGGAGACAACCUCGGCAAGACUCUCGCCUCUGUAGUAAGCACCAGAAUCUACCCCACGGACCAAUCAGUAUCGAGUUAUAGCAGCAACCCAUCCACUCCGGUUAGUUCGCCACCGCCUUUGACGGGUUCCGCGCCAGGCUGGGCAGCAGGUGCUGCGCCAGUGUCACCGCACUUCACGGCGGAUCCCAACCGUGGAACCAUUCACAUGCCGGCGCCUGAACAGCAGAGGCUAGACGAUGCCAUCGGCUUCCUUCGCGACCAUGCCGAGUUGGUACAGGGAACGCGGAUGGAGGAACGGCUGGACGAUGCCAUAAACGUUUUGAGGAACCACGCGGAAAGUCAGCUGGGUCUUCACAUCGGUCCUGUCGGUCCACACGGUUCCAUCUACGCCCAUACGUCACCACCGCAACUGGACCACUUGACGAGUCCACAUCCUGCGGUAACAGUGGCACAACCUCAAGGCUCCUACCCUGGUCUCACGCCAACGCCCGACACGGACGGUUCCAUAAAAAUCGAGAGGUUACCUGUGACAAAUGCCAAAUACGUCUCCUUAGAAAAGAGAAAGGAUCCGCCGGAUAGCAGCGGCGGUGAAACGAAACCCUCUAGCAGCGAGCUGGCGGCAGCGGGCGUCAUUGGCGCAGCCACGGUCAACUCCACGUCUCAGGGAAAAGGGACAAAGAGAUCGCGCAGAUAUUGUUCGAGCGCCGAAGACGAGGAUGACGAUCCCGACGUGAAGGCGCAAAGGGAGAAAGAGAGGCGGCAGGCGAACAAUGCUAGGGAAAGGAUACGUAUCAGAGACAUCAACGAGGCCCUCAAGGAACUAGGAAGAAUGUGCAUGACGCACCUGAAAACGGAUAAGCCUCAAACAAAGCUUGGCAUCCUCAACAUGGCGGUCGAAGUGAUCAUGACGCUGGAACAGCAAGUUAGAGAACGAAACCUUAACCCAAAGGCAGCGUGCUUAAAAAGGAGAGAGGAGGAAAAAGCAGAGGAUGGGCCCAAGUUACCUGGCCAUCUCGCUGCGCACAUAGCACACCCACAUCCACAUCCCCACGCGCAUUCUCAGCCAUCCUUCUCCACGAUGCCUGGCCCGCCUCCUUCCCUUCAGCACAAUCCGUCGCAGCCACAGUAGCAGCGGCUUAGCGGCGGUGUGAUCCUGUGUUAAGGGGUAGAUACAGCUUAAUAAUUAUCAUAGUUUCGGGACUUUGGCGGAACUCGCGCAUGCAGACACGAACUACCCUCCGGCCGUGCCAGUAGUACGAAUCGAGGAAAAUUGUAGGGGUACUGCGGUCUAUCGAACACGUCUCUUGACUAAUAUUCCAAGGAGAGGCGAGUACACUAAGGACGACUGCUCGGAGAACGGGAAACGUCGAUUCGAGGACUCUGCGCUGUCCAAGGGGCUGUUGUGCAUACCGUAAUAUUCGCGUGCGAGCGAUUACACCCGGUAGUAUCCGUGGUUUUCCAAAGUGACUCUAAAUACAACACGUACGAGGAACAGGAGAUGAGUGGUUGCUCUGUAUGUCGCUGCGAGCCAUCGAAGAAUUAGGAAGUGAGAGAGAGAGAGAGAGAGAAAGUGUACGAGAGUGCAAGAGUGAGAGCUAGAGCGUGGUUACUUUUAAGAGGCAUCUACCCGUACCCCAAUCCCCCUCGAAGACGGCUUCAAAUUAUUUUUAUAAAUAGCGAGAAGACAAAGGAAUAUGGUUCCUCUCUUUCGAGACAUAAGAAGCGUGUGGCGCGAUCGAGAUUUUACUGAAUCGAUCUCCCAUCCCUCGCUACUCGGCGCAUAUCCCCCGAACCCCUACCGGGUUCUUGUUCAAAUGCCACGUGCGAAGAAUUGCGUCACUCCAGGCAUAGAGAACUCUGGACAUGACGAGGGAGGACUGGAUAGCCCAGCGGCCGAGGACGAUCGCGAGGUCGUCGCGCAUCAGAUAUAAACUCACCGGCAGGUUCCUCUCAGCAUAUGUCGAAAGCUCGACACCCAGGCUCCCCGAGCCAGGGAUGGGCAAAGUUUCAGAUUCGUCUGUAACGGACAACCAAUAAAACUUAACGUGUAACAAACAUUAUAUAAACAUUUGUCAAUCGUUUCAUUCUGUAAUUCCAAUUGUAAUCUUCGUUCGACGCGUAACGAACGAAGAAGGUAUAGUUACCUUAUUUGUUAUUCGUUUAGCGAGAUCUAAGAAUUUUGUCCAUCUCUGAUCCUGGGCAAGGAUUACUCGUCUCCCAUGAAAACUCAGCGAGAGUUCUGCACGCUCGUCGCCGGUUGUAAAUACGUAAAAAUCAACGACUCUCAAGCAAGGAGCGGCGAGCUUGGCGAUCCUCCUCGGCGGCUGACGGUUAAACAUAAUUGUACAUACGAAACGGGACGAUCGUCUCGCGAGCGUUCGACGCGAAUCGAGGACACGCGAACGGUGCGUUCAGGCUAACUUUCUGUACUUACGUUGUACGAGGAAUAGAGGAAGGAUCGUGAUCGAUCGUGAGAGUGAGAGAGUGGUUCGCGGUCAGAACGGUGGAUAACACGGUGGAAUCGAUUUUUUGUUCACUCUCUUUUUUAUUUUGUAACGGUUCAACGAUUCGGACCACGAGAAUAAGAACUGGAGAAAGCACAAGUGCGAGGAUUAAGCAAAAAGGCAGUAUAUAGGUGUGAACGAUAGGGGAGAAACAGGAGGGAAUGAGAAUACGGAUGAUCACCCAUCGAACACGAAAAAAGUUCAAACAUAUCUCACGCAUAAUUGUAUAUAUACAGCAGCGGCGUACGCCUAACCAAUUACCUUAUUACGAUUAUUAUUAUUAUUAUUAUUACUAUUAUUAUUAUUAUUAUCAUCAUCAUCAUUACGAUGAUUCUUAUUAUUGUCACGAUCAUGAUUUUAUUAUUAUUAUUGAUUAUUAAUUAAUUAAUUAAUUAAUUAUUAUUAUUAUUAUUAUUAUUAUUAUUAUUAUUAUUACUACCGAUUAAUGAUCGCCGAGGAGAUCCUUCGUGAGAGAAAAAGAGGACAUUUUUGUUUUUGAACAAAAAUAUAGCUCAACUCAAUGUGUACCCAGUUGCCAUGUAUUUUAAUUUAUUUAGAGUCUUAAAUAAAUUUUAUUGAAUAAAAAGAAAAACCGAAAGAACAACAACAAGAAAUAAAUGAUCACGUGUGUCGAGUGUCCGUGUUUACUCCGUCUACUUUCUGUUCUUCUUUCUUUGCUUUCUUGUUCACUCUGUGUUGCUUCUUUUCGUUUCCGUUCUUCGGUGUCCGCGUCGUCUUCCGGUUUCCGUCUCCCCGAUGCGACCGUGCGCGACGUUAUCACCCCCCUCCUCGACAUAUCACGCGUGCACAGCUAUAUUUUUCUUCAAAAGCAUAUCGGGGACCGUUUCCCAGACGAAUUUCUCAGGCGGGUGCAUCUCGCUCUCCGCAACUUCGCGUUCCUCUCUCGCUUGUCAUCCGGAAGCCGAUGAACGGAAGGAAUCGAACGGGUUUCGCUGUUUUCGUUGCUUUCUUCGCUUAUUGGAUUGCUGGGAAAAAGAAAAUAGAAAAGGAACGAAAUUCGUUCGGAAAUUUCCCGUUGCGUUCAACCAAGUAUUCGAAAAUCAACGGGUGGCUUCGAACCAGGGUUGCCAUAAGGCCAUAAGUUGAGCGAAAGCAGCUGCGUUGAGCCUCGUAAGACGUAUUAAGAAAUAGUAAAGGGGAAACUUAGUUUAGUAUAGUGUUGAUAUGUGACGUCAUGUUAGGCUCAACGUGUUGAGCCUUUGCUAGUAGACACGGUACAAGAAAGAAGUGGAGCAUUCCGCUGAGAAAACUGUUGAGCUGAAUUGAACUGAAUUCUCUUGUAUUUUCUGCUUUGAUUCCUUCAGUUACUUCGAAUAGAUGAAUUAACCCUUUGCACUCGAGAGGUGACUCUCUGUCACCACUAGGUUUUCUUUAGGUUUAAUUUCUUUGAAAGGUGACCUGAUUCUCAAAUCUUAAAUUAGAGAUCUCAUUUUCGAAGUUAAUAUAAUCUCAGCAUUCGUGGCAAUAGAAUGCUAAGAAAGUAUCUCGAGUUGCUGGUAGAUACCAGAAAAAAAGGUCUCGAGUGCAAAGGGUUAAAGCAGAGAAUCCAAGAGAAUCGCCCAACAGUUUUCUUAGCGAAAUGCACCUAAGGAUACAGCGAUAUAGCUUUCUCUCUUGUUCUAUGCGACGUUACGCUUGGCUCAAUGUGUUGAGCCCUUGCUGAUAACCCUGGUCCGAAGAGCCGCAACGAAGGUAUCUGUAUGAGCUUGAAGCUCAGUCGAGAUAACUCGCAUAACCUCGCUUUACUUUUAAUUGGACGACGAAUUGCUACUAGAAACUGACAAGGGACAACAUGAGACUCGGAGACACGCAACGGAUGGUCGAUUGUACGUACAUUGCUGCGAUAGGUCAGCGGCGAUUCAUAGGGAGGAUAAAUUACACAAACAUACAUACACUAGAGGUGGGCGAAAUUCUUAUUCGAACGAGAAUUUAAAAGAUAAGCAGCCGUUUAUCCGUAAAUGAAAAUUUAAAUUUGAAUUAUAUAAAAUUCAAAUUUAAUAAAAUAUUUCAAAGUAGUCGCGAAUAAAUUGCUAUACGUUGGUUUUACAAGUUGUCCGUGUUUCGAAUGAAAUUUUGCCCAUCUUUAACGCACAGACACACACGCAUACGCUCGCGGUCACGCACUUGUAUUCGCGAUGGUAAUCAUGUAAAAUAAUAACGACAAUAAAUAGCUCUUAAGCUCCGUCUAAGCUAGGCGCACAUCUGUCGAUAGUCUUAGAUAGUCAAAGUGAAAAGGUGAAGAGAGUGCGCAGUUCGAUUCGAGUCGAGAGAUCGGCGAUCGCAAAGGUCCUGGUCGCGUUCUACACGAACGUACGUGGGUCUGACUAGCAAGAUUAUUCCAAUUGCUGAUCAAAUCUCAUAGAUCUUUAUAUUUACCUCGAAAGAGUACUUCAUAAAUGCAAAUUUGAACUGAGGAGGUAUUGGUGCCCUUUGGAUAAGAUAUUUUGACGCCUCGCCAGCAUUGCAGCUAGUAUUUCUGUAUGUAGCAAAUGACACUCUGUUAUUGUAUGACAAGAUUAGUGUGUUAUUUGACGAAGAAGAAGCUAAAUGCAAUAUUUGGUCAAUGGACACAGCUUGUGAUGCUUUGCCAGCAGUUCACUUGGCUUCUUUAUGGAACAAAUGACGCAUUGGUAUUGUGUGACAGGAUCAGUGUGUCAUUUGACGAAGAAUAAGUUAAAUGCAUUGUGUAGUCAAACGACACAGCUUACACCUGGAAGUGUCACUUAAUAUCAACUAUGAAGGACCAGACCUUGAAGGCCUCAGGUAUCUUGAAGGAGUAUUCUAGCGUAGAACAUGUGUUUGAUCUAUUUUUGUCAUUUUGUUUUAACAUUUUAACUACUGGUUAUUUAGAAAGAGUCUACACCUUGAAAAGAACUACAUAGAUUAAUGUACGUUAAUCUAGGCUGUCAUAAACCUUUGGAUACAGUUACUAGGUACAUCAAUAGCCUUGUACCUGUCUCCAAAAAUUGAGCAUUGCGAGACUACUAACGACGCAGUUAAUAAACUCAAGGAGGUAAAUAGUGGAUUAAAAAGCCUAUAAAUAGCUCAUAAAAGACUAUAAAUCCCUCAGGUAGAUAAUGUGUUAAGCAAAAACUAUAAAUGUUUUAUGUUCCUACGUCAAAACUCACGCGUCGCUUUCAAGAAUAUCUUCGUAUAGCUCCCACGAUUCCGAUCGUUCUAUUUUAUAUUUACAACAAAUAUUCUCAAAAAGUUUAGAUAUCGUAUGUAGCAGAAUGAUAUGAAAAAUCGAUAAUUAAAAAAUGACGAUACUUGAAAGAUUGACUAUUUCUUUUUUCACACUCACAAAAUUUGAAGUCAAUCGGCCAGGUGGAUUUUAAAAUUUGCAUUUAAUUCUUUGAAGACCAAACAUUGUUUUUGGACUUGCUUUUACAAAUUUAAUUGCUUUUAUAAAUCUGCGUGUACUUACUCGUUAAGAUUAAUUGUGCAAAAAUAAAAGAUUUUAAUUCAGAGUGUUCUCAAAACAUAACGUUACGAAGAAACAAAUAAUUUAGUUAUUUGACAUUGUAUUUUGAUCUAUUCUACUGUUUUUAGAAGAGAAAGAAAAAUAUCAGUAUUAAAUUAUAUGAAAAUUUAUUGUAAAUCAAUAUUGCAUUUGUAACAAUUGUAUAUAGUUUGGGGCCUUUAUACUUUCUGUGCUGCUUUUACGUUCAAUUUUAUUACUACUAAUAUUUAAGAAAUUUGUCAUUUACGAAGUACUAAGCUUCUUCCGAAUUAAAUUUGUAAAUUCCGACAGAGUUUGACAAAUACACUUUUUAAAACAUAUUCUUUCAAAAAACUUAUAUCGAACAAAAAUGUAUUUUUUCGAAAUUCUAUGCUGGAAUACCUGCUUGAUUUCAUAGGUACCUGGGGUACAGGAACUGCGAAGUCCAAAGUAAUAUUUUCAAACGAAAAAAGACUGUUCAUCUUCAGAGGGCGUACGUUUGCGCCAUUCGCAAUUGACUCUCAUUUUUUAAGAAGUGUAUAUACAAUCUUCGUAGCGAAAGAGUUAAGAAUGGUUAAAUGCGCGUCAUUAAUAUUAAACGAAAUGUGGAAUGUUGUUCUGUUAAUAAUUUAGAAAGCGUAUAGAUGUUAAUGGUCAUCAAGAGUACCCAGGUAAUUAUACAAUCAUGGCGUUUUGGCCAUUGUAUAAUUAAUAACUUUUCAAUAUCAUCUGUGUUUUCUUGACGGCUACAGCCAUUUACAUCAGGGCUGGGGACCUUUCAGCAUGGGAAUGUCUCGCAAUGCUGCACGCUUCGUGUAGAGCUAAAUUUGCCAAAAUUAUAAACACAUUACUUACUUCGAUAUAAAUUAAUCUCUGUUUUAAAGUUCAGAAAUAAACGGACGAUUUUGUACUCUAUGUUUUAGUUUAUUAACAUCGUACAUUAAAUUUUCUUUUAGGAAAUAGUAAAUAAUUAUUUUUUUAGUUUUAUAUUUAUAGAUAAAUUUGUUGGACAACAAUUAUUUGUUAGAUUUUUUAGACCAGAUAAUAGAUUUCAAAUGUCGAUAGUUUAAAAUUAUUCAAAUAACAGGACAUGAGGAGUCUAAAGAUUAAAUAUAGUUAUUUACGUUGAGUAGGUAUACAAUUAAUGGGUUACAAUAAGUGAAAAUUAAAUUUAUAUAAAAGGCGACAAAGUAUAUUAUAGUAAAUAGCAGUCAAGAAAAAUUGGUUUUUAUAAAGUUAAAGCACGUGGCUUAAAAAACAACAAUUUUUUAGUUCCAAGUAACUGAAAUAAAAGUUGUUUGAGAAUAUGCAGAUUAUAAAUGAAGGAGAUACAGAAUUAAAGAAGUAUGAAAAAAGGAUGGUUGCGUCCUGUAUGUUGGAAGUUUCCCAUACCUGAUCUACACUUUUCCAUUAAUAUUAAACUUAACUUAAUCGCCGUGAAGGGAUCUGUCUGUACUUUAAAUUAUUUUUCAAUGUUUUUUAUAAUCAUUUAUUUUUAUGUUACUUAUGAACUGUACUUUCCACUAAUACAAAAGCAUACAAAAAAAUUAAUGGUUUCUACAAAAAAUUCACAACGUCGAGCCUAUUUAUAAACGCCUAAUUGUCUAUAAGCUCUAAAAUCAUGAUAAAAUAAAAUUCAUAUAAAGGGAGGAGAACCUAAAUGCUUAACAAGUUAAUUAUUGUCAUUCACACUUAAAUCUCUAUCAAAAAUUAAUUACAACAGUCAACUGUUUAUCGUAUAUGUGAUAUAAGAACUUACCAUAAUUAUUAGAUUAUCACAGUAACUGUAAACAACAAUGUUUGUCAGUUUUAAAUAUAUAAUUUAGAGUACUUAUUACACAUACUGGUAAUGUUCUUUAACAUUUGAACUACACAAGAAAAUACAGACUUUAAAUAACACAUAUGUUAAUAAAGAUGUGAAUGAAUAAUAGUUUUGUUUGCAAUGGAAUUAUAAAAAAAUAUAAAAUUCAAACGGGAAGACAAAGAAAAGCCCUGAUAAAUAUUAGAAGCUGUGUCUCAUUAAAGUAAUACAAUUUUUCUUCUUUACCAGAAUUUUCAUUGCUUACAAAUUUCGACGCAUUUUAAUUCGUUUCUUUAUCAAUAUUUUUGUGUUAUUUAACGUUUUACUUUUUCAAAGAAAAUUACGCAACCACACGGUUGAAGAACACACUUUAAUUAAUUCUUCCAUCAAUUACUGUGUUGCUCAUUAUUAACCAACCAGUGAUAACAUGACACCAACAUGCAUGAUAUAUCGAACAAAUCAACGUUAAAAACAAAUUUUACCACAUUAUUUAUACUUUGAUUCAGCAUUCACAAAUGAAACGAUUACAUAGUCCCUGAAGGUCUUUUACGUUAAUUCUCAUUCAACCCAGCAUAAAGGUUAAAAAAAUGUAAUUGAAAAACUAAAACAAAAUCAGACAAACAAUGCAUUUAAAAAUGAGAGAACGCAUUUUCUGACGAAGAGAAGUUCUUCGUAUUUACUUCAAAAUAUUUUAAUAGCCUGUUGAAGUAACAGAAAAAUAAUGUUUAGGAAGCAAUUGUCGAGAGCGUUUUUAAUUUAUAUUUUUAUUAUACUUGCGGUAUACUUUCUACAUCUACAUAAAGAAAUCUGUGCGAUUCCGCCAUCAAUUGGGAAUAGUCUUGCUAAUGAGUCGCCACCGUAUCGAUGGAGCCUUUCGAAAUCGUUUAAUUUUACUUUCGAAUUCGUUCGAAACACUCCCAGACAUACUUCUGUUUCUCUGGCAUAUCCCCUUUGGUGUAAACGCAUUACGCAAGAUUUUGCGAAAUUAGGUCGUAUUUACUUUGAAUCGGACCAUUGGUAGGUUCAUUCGUCGAAGGAGAUCACGUCGACGGUAAAUGGGAGUCAAAAUUGCUUUACCACGAGUUUCAGAAUUCAUUGAAACGCUGAAGUUCGCGGGACGACUCUAAUCGAGGCGAUCUUCUUCUUAUCGACUGUAUCGGUGCGGUUAUUCUAGACCAGAGCUGGACGUAUGAAGGGUAGAGAUAAGUACGACAAACUCAUACGGAGUUUUAAACUGAAAAGCGUCCGCCUGUGAACAUACAAUAUGUUUUCACUUUAUGUACUUACAAUCAGAAUCUGUGAAUUAUACCUAUGUGAAUUAGACAACCUGAAAUAUGUCGAAUUGAAUACUAUUAUACACCACGUUGACCGUCAUGUCACCCAUUUUUUUCAAUUACUGUUACAAUAUUAGCAUCUAAGAAAUUAGGUUGUCUAUUUACAGUGGGUGUAGAAUGUAUUCGUACACCGAUAAAUUUCCCAAAAAACUUUUGUGGGAGAUUGUAGUUUCUUAACUUCUAUUUUUAUCGGAAGUCUCUAAGAUAGAUGUAGUCCAAACAACAUUUACUAGUUAAUAUAAUUUGUGAAAUCAACAAAAAAGUGCCAAAAGUGGGUAAAAGUAUAGAAGCAGUAAGUAUUUGUACGAUUCUUAUGACGAACCAUUUACAGUAGAGUUUAUAACAUAAACACAUUACUUUAUAGCUCCAUACGAAUUAGAAAACAUCAAAUUUCCAGUAAAGUACUUUUAAAAAUGGCUCUAAUAGAGGAAUGGAAAAAGAUCCCACUUUGAAUAACUAAUAAUUUAGGUAAUUUAAUUACCUACUUUAAUUUAUACUUAUAAAUUAAUGUAAAUUUCAUUUUUUUUUAAUAGAGUUAAAAAUUAAACAAUUGUGCGAAUACUUAUUGCUUCAAUAUUUCUAUCAAUUAAUUGCUUUUUUCUUGUUAAUUUCGCAACUCACAUAAAUACCUAUUUUUUUUGUAAUCUAUCUAUUUUAGAGAUUUCCGAGAAUAUGUAAAAUGUCAUUGUUUAUAAAAGAUAAGUUAGUAAAUUACAAUUUUACAUAGUUUUUUUGGAAAUCGAUCGGUGCACAAAUACUUUCUACCCCCACUGUUGUUUCCAAUUAUUUUAAAACAAAUUUUAGCCUCAUAAAAAUGUUCACAAAAGUUAGCGUGGGAGUCAACGUGAUACUAUUGUAUAUUUUAAUUGUAUAUUACUCUCACAGUUUGUGCGCUUACUUUCAAAAUUAUCCUCUCAAUAUUCCCAGCGUUAUUUGAAAUCUUCGACAGACGAGAGACACGUUUCUAGGUUUCUAUACACAGAGUUUGUUCUCCUUACUCUCUAUUUUCCAUAGUUAGACACAUAAUGUCGAGCACGUGAACUAGUAGUGCGACCAUGUCGCCAUUAAUUUGUGUGCUCGCCGCAUGCUGAGAUCGUCCUGGUGCUCUGCUCUGGACUAAAAUCCUUGUCGACGUUAUGAAAAUAUUUACAUCGAGCCGACGUUUGGCAUUUACUUUUACUAAAUACUUACAAACGUGUAAAAUAUCUCACAGUUGCAUGAAUCAUUUUGUACCGUCACGACUAGUGUAAAUAAUCAGUGUUUUGUACGUAUGUUGCACAUUAAGGAGUAAACUACUGAUAUUUAUACAUUUAUGGCAAAUUGAAAUACAGGAAGUUCUACGCGAAUGUUCACAAGCGCAUGCAUUCAUAAAAUGUGAAUAGUAAUAUACAUGCUAUACCGUUUAGAAGAUAAAACAUACUUUCAUUCAAGUUUGAAUUCUUUUUCUGAAUCAGUGAAAAUAUUAAUUUAUAUAAACAUCCCCACUUAAAUUCAUACUUUCACAGAUACAGAAGAAAGAACUUAAACUUAAAUCAGAGUAUGUUUUAUUUUCUAAACGGUAUAAUAAUGUAUAUUAUAAUUACUAAAUGUAUAUUACUAAAUGUAUACUAGUGUUGAUAUUUUAUAUAUUUUUGCGUUUGUGCCAAGUCUCAUAAAUCUUCCUAUACCUCCAUUUGCCAUAAUUGCAUAAAUAUCGACAGUGUAGUCGUAGCCAAACAAAAAUAGGGCAAAUUUCUAUAUAGGAACGUUAUUUGAAUUUUUUUUUAUAGGCAAUAAUUUACACGUGACACAAAGACUUUGUACUUUGGUCGAUUCUUAAUGCAUGUUCAUAUUUAGUCAAUCUUCAUCGAAUUAGUUAUAAGCGUAAUUCAAAGCAAUUCUAAAAAUGUUGGGUAAUACAGCAUCGAGGAAAAAAGAUUUUUUUUAUUGAAAGUACCACUAUUAUAUAAGAGGCGUGCUCUAAUUAAUACUUUAAAGUUGACAGCUUUAUAUUCUCUAGCCUAGACCAUCGCAACCAGUCCCACCUGGGAGCUAUUGAAACAUAUGGUUCGCUGUAUCCCAAUAUAUGUUUGUACAGCCCUCUAUUUUGCUCAAAUUUUUUGUAUUAAACUGUAUUAUGCUGUGUAGCAAUAUACAGUAUUACCAUCUAUCAUGUUGCAAUAUGAUGUAUUACCUUGUAUUAUGACCUGUAAUGCUGGAAUAUUCUGUAUUUUUGCAGUAUUAUUCUUUAUGGUGCUGGAAUAUACCGUAGUCCGACACUAUGUCUGUCAUCUCGCUGAGGGCUUGCAUAGCGACUGUUGUACAACAUUCACAUCUAUUUUCCAUCCAUUCUUCUCUCUCUCUCUCUCUCUCUCUCUCUCUCUCUCUCUCUCUCUCUCUUCGUUUUUGCCAAACUUUCUUUUUGACUGAUUUCUUUGUCAAUUCGUCGUAUAAACGAGAGAUGGGUUCAACUAGAUCUUCUAAAAUGCUUUCACUAUGUUUCUCAAACCCUGGCUCCUUACCAUUCCAGAUAUUUAACCCUUUGCACUCGGAUAUCGCUUCUGAGGGGACAUCGUAAGUCCAGACAAACUUUAUUAGUGAUUACGUAGGAUAAACUUAGAGGAGCAUAAAAUUUGUAAAAGUGUAUGAUGCCUUGAAGGUUUAUAUUGAAAUAUCACAAAAAUUCAAAUCCACAUGUGAGCUUGUGUUAUACGGAAGAAGAAUGUGUGAAUAGUCUACACCUACAAAAACGACAAAGAGCAUUUGUAUAAGAAAGUAAGAUGUGGGAUGAAAGUAAGAUUCCAAUUUAAAAGAUAGAAACUAUACAAUGCAUAUAUAUAUGACUAUUUCACACAUUAUCAUAUACCAGAAUAGUAUACAAUUUUGAUGUUUGACAUAAAUAAUGAUAAAUAUGUUCCUCAAUGUCUAAAGAUUCAUAUAAGCUCAAAUAUAAUUACAGUAAAUUACAUGUUUUAUAAGUGUUGUAUCAUCCAAUACGACAUGAUUCCUGUUUGCACAUUUUGUAAGAAAAUGGUUCAGAGUGCAAAGGAUUAAGGUCGGAAACCAACUAAACCAUUAAUUUUAAUAUACAAUUUGCCUCCGAUAUCAAUGCAUUCGCUCAGGUUUCACACAGCUGCCAGGAAGUCCACUCCCUUGAGGUCUUGUACCAGAAAUUAUGGUUCUUGAUUCCAUCAGCAGAAUAGUCUUUGUAGAUCGUCUGUAUCCACGAUUAACAAAUCUACUCUGCCCAAUUUGAAAGCUAAAUUCUUGAGCUUAACUGAACACUUAGUGUCUUUGUUGUUCUCUCUAUCUUUAUCCUCAGGGUUUGAAGCCAACACCACAUUAACAUUACUGUGAAGCGAUAUUAAAUAAAUACCCACCGGUAUUUGAUGCCCUUUUUUUUACCAUGAAGAUGCGAUUUAUGUCUUCGCCGAUUUCUGAGACAACGCGGUAGAAUAAUGCCGCAGAACCAUCAUAACCAGCACAAGGGUUUAAUACCACCUUAACCUCUUCAAAUAAUUGGGUGUCUGCUUCAUGCAGUUGUUGCAUCUUAACCCUCGAUGGGCCCGUGCAACUUUCAGGUCACAUGUUAAUACAAGGUGAAUUGUGAUUCGAAUCAUGAUCAGUGGAUAUUAUACUGUUAUUAGUAGUCCGAUCUGUUUUUAUCAGUUUUAAAUUGUUUUUAUCAGCUUUUGUGUGGUUUCGAGGGAUAUUUAACGUGAUUAUAAAAAAUUAUUUUUCAGCUAUUUCUUUUUAUUUUUUCAAGAUCACCUUAAACUUUUUGCAAAUAAACAUAUAAUUUUUUUAUGCUUAUCUGUUAGAGGAUUUAAAGAUGAAUACGAUGACCUAUAGUUGAAGGUCAUUCAAGGUUACACAGGUUGUCUGUAGUAGAAAAUAAAUUGUUUCAAAGGACUCUUCAAAUAUUUCAUUAAUUUUAUUAUUCGGGUACUUACUGUUAUAGAAAGUAUUCAAAAUGAUGGCAUUGAACUUGGAUGUAUAACCUAUGAUGUUGGUGCGACCUUAAACAAACUAAAUUUAACAAAAAAAAAAUAAUCCGUGAAGAUUCGAUUCGAUCCGCAUAUAAACUUAAUUAUCUUCAAUUCAAACUUUGAAUCAGGCGAAUCGGGUAAAAAUUCGAUGGGCUAUGCGUCUCGCCAGUUUGAGAAACGUGGCUUUGAGAAAAACAUAUUUAAAGUUUUCGGAUGUAAAAAGCCAAAAUUUUUAUAUGUACAGGGUGUCCCAAAAGUGUUUUUUUCACCUGAUAAUUAUCAGCCUGAUAAUUUGAUCAACCACUAUAAUUCUGUACGAAUCUGUGAUUCUGUAAAUUUUAAAGUCUUCGCGUCAUGCAAUAUGUAAAUUAUUAAUUAUACCAAAAAAAUAAUACAUAUUUUGUAGGAAAUUUCCUUCUCUUUAUUUUCGAUAAUAACUAUAUUUGCAGUAAAUAUAACACUUUUCGCGAUGUUUGUGAAAAACUCAGUAUUUACGUCUCUUACUAUCUGUAGAAAAUUUCUUUAUUUUUAUUUUCGAUAAUAAUAACCAUUUCUGAAAUAGUUGUCAUAGUUUUCAUGAUAUCUAUGAAAACUGACUACUUAUAUUUGUGGGAGCCUGUAAGAUAUUGGAAACUUUUUAGCAGAUUUCCUUAUCUUUAUUUCUAAUAACUAUUUCUAAUGUAGAUUUAAUACUUUUCACGAUGUCUAUAAAAAACUGCUUAUUUACAUUUGUAAGGGACUGUAAAAUAUUACAAAAUUUUUAGUCGAAAAUUUCUUUAUUUUUAUUUUCAAUUAUAACUAUUUUUCCAAUGGAUAGGAUAUACAGAGGAUAUACAGAUCAAUUUAAAAACAAAAACUAUGUAAAAUUGUAAUUUAUUAACUUAUUUUUUAAAAACACUGACAUUUUACAUAUUCUCGGACGUCUCUAGAAUAACGAAUACAUAGAGUACACAAAAAUAGCUAUUUAUGUACGUUACGAAAUUAACAAAAAAAAAAAAAAAAAAAAAAACAA
This is a messenger RNA of Hylaeus volcanicus, 15820 nucleotides long. RefSeq names its product protein daughterless. Gene Ontology annotation, cellular component: transcription regulator complex. Gene Ontology annotation, molecular function: RNA polymerase II cis-regulatory region sequence-specific DNA binding; DNA-binding transcription factor activity, RNA polymerase II-specific; protein dimerization activity. The transcript is spliced from 13 exons. NCBI's taxonomy places the organism in Eukaryota, Metazoa, Arthropoda, Insecta, Hymenoptera, Colletidae. Bases 1092 to 2867 code for a protein of 591 amino acids. Gene Ontology annotation, biological process: regulation of transcription by RNA polymerase II. The record is from RefSeq and is a predicted model, not a curated record.